AGUCAAUUGUGAGCCUAUGACUACUCAUGACCCCUGCCUGUCUCCAUCACCACGAACUCGCUCUCUUCCUUUGCUUGCUCUCCCUCCGUUCUAGGAUACACAUAUUUUUUUUUUCCUUCUCAUUCUUAAGUUUCGGCUGGCGUCGGUUAUGAUCGGAGCUUGUUCUUGUAUUCAAGGCUCCCUUGGUUCUGGUGCGUUGAAUUAUUUGUUUGUAAGCGAUUUGGAGCAAUGAUCGGGGAGUUGAGGGGAUAUGAAGGUUGAUGAGUUGUUGAGGUGGUGAACUUUUUGCCAGGUUAAGAUUUAGUGAGUAUUGGUGAGGAAAGGUAGGAAUCCGAGGGGUUGGUUGUUUGAAGUGGUGCUUUUUUCAAGAAAUUGAAGUGUGGUGAGUAUGAGCUGGAUUGAGGUCGGCGAAGAGCUGGUGAGGGAUCGUCGUGGUGUGAGGAUUUAGCUACAACCGAAUUUUAGAUCGUUGGAUGCUCAUAGACUAUAAUCUUGGGUUUCCGACGGUUUCGGAAGUUGAGAUGGUUUUCUUUUCUUGGCUGAGAUAGGUGUUCCACUCUCCUCCGUUCAUUCGGCUUAUUAAAAACCAGUUUGGUGUAUAUUCUCGGCGUCUAUAAUGACGCUGUCCGGGGAACGUGACGUAGGAGUCAGUUCCUAUGUUCCUCCAGGCACAUCUUCUACGGCUUCAAAACCAUUGCCUAACAGCCCACAGGUCCCUCUUCAGACCACAUUUCCGGCUCAAGUAUCUUCAAAAGCUCUGCCGAAUUUGGCCGCGGACGCUGGUUCUGGCAACAAUAAUGAGAGUUCUGGGAUCAUAUCAGCACUUCUAUCCAAAGAUAAAAACGAAAGUGCACUUUCCCAAGUUGAUUUAUCGGACAUUGCAAUUGAAACAUGGCCUACUCGUGGCAGGCCCAAAGAAAAUGUCCUUAAUGAAGUUCCACAUGUGAAUGAAAUUCUAAAUCCUACAGGCACCAGGUCCAAGGAUGAUCUUUUUAACGAUUCAGAUGGCAACAUGGCAUACGGAAAUGGUGGUGAUAAAGGAGAUUCAGAGGGCGGGAAAAUAUCGCUUCUUGGUCCGAAGUCGAAGGACUCAACAAAGGUCUUUGCAACUCACAGUGAUUCUCAUUUACCGGGUCCCAUAGGCGAUACUCAACACCAUCGGGAUCCUCAGCCUUUUCCAUUACAUGGUCCGCAAUAUGAUCUGCAGCCAGGAAGUGAACAAAAGACACCAAUCGAAGCAGGGAGGCCCCUACAGGCCACACAAUCUCUUCCUGUCUGGAUGCCCUCUACUGUUACUAGUACGGAUGCCCCUGAAAGCAUAGCAGAAGAGGUUGAAGCCCUUGUAACUCCCUUUCCAACACCACAAGCAAUUGAGGAGGUUGACCAAAGCAGUCUCGGUGGAACUCCAGCAAAAGACCAAAUGCCCAGGACAACGUCGAUGCCAGAAGCAGACUUUCAAAUGUCAGAGAGAAUUCGCCAAGACCAUCUGACGCAGUCCAACAUACUGAAAAGAAGAAUUAACAAGAAUCGUGAUAAUGCGAAUGUUCGAGUAGCUGCAAGGUCCAAGUUGUUAGACCGGAAAAAGAAAAAGCUUUUGAGACAAUUUGCUAUGAUCCAAACGGAUGGAGGCGUGGAAUUUGACCUCCGUCAAAGUGGCCAACUGGCCCGGGAUCUCUUUGGAGACCAUGUCAUGGAUGAAGAGGAAAGUGAUCAUGGAAUUCCUGCAGCUAACCGAAUUGAGGAGGGAAACGAAGAGAAUGAUCAAAGUCCAGUUCCUCCUUUGAAAAUAGUCAUGCUCAUUGUUGGCACACGUGGGGAUGUUCAGCCAUUUGUUGCUAUCGGCAAACAGUUACAGGAGUAUGGUCACCGAGUACGAUUAGCAACUCAUACCAACUUUCGAGAUUUUGUGAAGAAAGAGGGAUUAGAAUUCUAUCCCCUAGGAGGAGAUCCGAAGGUUCUUGCUGAAUAUAUGGUGAAAAACAAAGGCUUCUUGCCUUCUGGACCCUCUGAAGUUUCUGUGCAGCGAAAACAGAUCAAAUCUAUUGUUUAUUCUCUGCUGGAUGCUUGCAUUAAGCCGGACAAGGAAUCUGGAGUUCCUUUUCGUCCUCAUGCUAUCAUUGCCAACCCUCCUGCAUAUGGGCAUGUCCAUGUUGCAGAAUAUCUCCAAAUUCCACUGCACAUAUUCUUCACUAUGCCAUGGACGUCAACCCGUGAAUUUCCUCAUCCUCUAUCUCGAAUUAAACAACCUGCUGGGAAUCGGAUGUCAUACCAAGUGGUGGACUCGCUGAUCUGGCUGGGCAUUCGAGGAAUAAUCAACAGCUUCCGUAAGAAACAAUUGAAGCUACGACCCAUCACCUACUUGAGUGGUUCUCAGGGCUCCAUCGCCGACUUGCCUACAGGAUAUAUUUGGAGUCCUCAUCUUGUUCCUAAACCGAAAGGAUUCUUACGAGGACGUCUCACUUUUACAGAUUGGGGGCCUCUUGUCGAUGUUGUGGGAUUUUGUUUUUUGAAUCUUGCUCAAAACUACAAGCCCCCUGAUGAUUUGGUGAAGUGGUUGGAUGCUGGUCCACCUCCCAUUUACAUAGGAUUCGGGAGUCUGCCUGUGGCAGAUCCCGAAGGCAUGACGAAGAUAAUUAUUGAAGCGCUGGAGAAGACUGCACAACGAGGUAUCAUUGGCAGAGGUUGGGGUGGAAUUGGCAACUUGCCCGAGGUACCAGACAAUGUUUACCUUCUAUCAGACUGUCCUCAUGACUGGUUAUUCCCUCGAUGUGCUGCAGUUGUUCAUCAUGGAGGUGCGGGGACGACUGCUGCUGGUCUUCGGGCUGCGUGUCCCACGACAAUUGUUCCGUUUUUUGGGGAUCAACCAUUUUGGGGCGAACGUGUUCAACAAAAGGGCGUAGGACCCGCUCAUAUUCCCGUCAAGCAUUUCGAUUUAGAGAAGCUUGUCAGUGCCAUCGAGUUCAUGCUUGAUCCUACUGUUAAGCAAGCAGCCUUAACUUUGGCUAAUAGCAUGAAAGGUGAGGAUGGAAUCAAGGGGGCGGUAAAUGUUUUUCAUAAGCAUAUUCACAAGCAUGUGCCAAAUAUUUUGAAAUUGACGCCUUUGGAAGAUCUCCACCGACAUCAUGGGAUAUUUUUCAGGAUAAAGAGGAAGUGCAAAUCCAUGAUGCACCGCUCUUCACAUAACUCGUCUUAGUGCAUUUUGAAGUUUUCAGCUUCCACUUAGACAUGCAACACCAAUUUUUGUUGUAAAAAAUGUUGAACAACUUUUGAGCUGUAUAUUAUGAAUUAUUUUCGAAGUCAUUCUUGUUA
Messenger RNA from Physcomitrium patens, 3309 nucleotides. Lineage: Eukaryota; Viridiplantae; Streptophyta; Bryopsida; Funariales; Funariaceae. The record is from RefSeq and is a predicted model, not a curated record.